AUGAAUGUCUUACCAGCGCAACCUAUUGGGAUACAAAGCACAGCAGGUGCUGUGCCCAUACGAAAUGAAAAAGGUGAAAUUUCUAUGCAAAAAGUGAAAGUACAAAGAUAUAUAUCAGGCAAGAAACCAGAUUAUGCUCAAGGUGUGUCCUCAUCUGAGGAAUCUGAUGCUGAGGAUUUUAUAGAACAGCAAAGACCAGAGAAGAGGCAUCAGAUUGCUCAAAUUGUCAGUCGAAAAGAAGAGCCCCCAAGUGAUUCAGAAAAUGAAGUUGAUGAUCCUCGCCUGCGUCGUUUACGUGAUGCAGCGCAUUCACCGCAGCGGCGUGCAGAGCACAAGCCCGAGAUCAUUGAUGCUGAGCCAGAGCCGGAGUCGGAAUCCAGUGAGGAAGAAGCUAAGCACAGCUCUGAAAGUGAAGAUGACUUGGAUGAAGAAGAAAUUGAGAGACGCAGACAGGCUGUAAAAGCUAAACUCGCUGCUAGGGAAGCAGAAAAAGAAGUUCUUGGCAGAGAUGAUGACGAGGAAAUGUUAGAUGGUGAUAAAGAAGAAAGUGGUUCAUCUGAUACAGAAUAUACAGACAGUGAAGAAGAUACUGGACCAAGAGUGAAGCCUGUUUUCGUUAGAGCGUCAGAGAGAAUGACAGUAGCGGAAAGAGAGCGCAAGAUGAAGCAACAGAAAAAAGAAGAGUCUGAAGCAAGAAAGGAGAAAGAGGAUAAGAGGCGGGAAGCUUUAAAGUUAGUUGAAGAAACCAUUCGGUCUGAACAGAGAAAUACACAGGCUGAACACAAGGAGGGCAACAUCAAUGAUGUAUGCACUGAUGAUGAAAAUGACGAGUUAGAAUACGAGGCAUGGAAGCUUCGCGAAAUGAAACGGAUUAAACGGGACAAGGAAGAAAGGGAGGCUGUAGAAAAGGAGCUCUUGACAAUUGAACGCAUGCGCAAUAUGACAGAAGAAGAGCGACGUAUUGAGCAGCGUCUUAACCCUAAGGUCGUCACUAACAAGUCUAUGAAGGGCAAAUACAAGUUUUUACAGAAGUAUUAUCACAGAGGUGCAUAUUAUUUGGAUAAAGAAGAAGAGGUGUUCAAGCAAGAUUUCUCAGGGCCUACUUUGGACGAUCACUUUGAUAAGACUGUUUUACCAAAGGUGAUGCAAGUGAAGAAGUUCGGCAGAUCAGGUCGAACAAAGUACACCCAUCUGGUUGACCAAGAUACUACAGAGUUCGACUCCGCAUGGACCAACGAGAACUCUGCCACCAGGCUAGCGAACUUCCGCGGGGGUAUGAAACAGGUGUUCGAGAAGCCAACUGCCAAGCGAAAACAUACUGUUUAAUAUAUAAAGUUGUAAAUAAAUACUGAAACUACGGACAACGAAAACAGAUAAUUUAAGAAAUCAAAAAAAAUAUAGUAGAUUUCAGUACAUGCGUGUCUAUUGUGAGAGUUCCUACCAAUUCGAUCGCUUGGACUAUAUGGAAUCAAACUCUUUCGAUCUCUAUCUAGUGACAUUAAGUUUCCCAAUAUUGUAACUAGAUGGCGCUCUUGCGAUUCUAUACUAAUCGUAGUUAAGUAAUAGCUAGUUAACUAAACCGAAAGAAUAUACUAUGGAAAAUCUUACACACGGCACUGUGUCCUUUUUCUCUAGCUAGCGAAUCAGAUAUCAGUAAAAGCUUCUGUACAUUAAUUAUCUCUCUUUGUUGGCCUUAGUAUUUUGAAUUUGGUACUUCA
Messenger RNA from Pararge aegeria (speckled wood butterfly), 1718 nucleotides. RefSeq names its product microfibrillar-associated protein 1 (gene Mfap1). Lineage: Eukaryota; Metazoa; Arthropoda; Insecta; Lepidoptera; Nymphalidae. Gene Ontology annotation, cellular component: U2-type spliceosomal complex. Gene Ontology annotation, molecular function: RNA binding. Gene Ontology annotation, biological process: mRNA splicing, via spliceosome. The transcript has 8 exons. The record is from RefSeq and is a predicted model, not a curated record. Bases 1 to 1326 code for a protein of 441 amino acids.